GAUCCACUGAGCUAUGAGGAUGUGCAUGUGAACUUCAGUCAUGAAGAGUGGGCUUUGCUGGAUCCUUCCCAGAAGAGUCUCUACAGAGAUGUGAUGCUGGAAACCUGCAGGAACCUCACUGCUAUAGGCUAUAAAUGGGAAGACUGCAAUAUUGAAGACCAUUGUCAAUGUUCUGGAAGACAUGAAAGGUAUAUCAUCUGUCACUCUGGAUACAAGCCCUGUGAGGGUAAGCGAUAUAAAAAGAAGCAGUGUACCCCUGUCUCUCCCAGGACAAUUAAACGAUAUGUAGUCAUCCCCACUAUGAGAAGACAUGAUGACUGUGAUGCAAAUUUACAAUUAACUGGUUUUCCAACUUCCAUGGCAGUGCAUCAACAAACUCACACUGGAGAGAAACCUCGUGAGUACAAGGAAUGCAGAAAUUCAUCUGUCUAUACUGGUUCACUUUGCACCUGUCAUGAUGUGAAAAAAUUCUGGUGGGAAAAGGAAGAGAUAACUGUGAGCCAUGCACUGAAGGCCCUAACCGUCCCCAGUGUCAUCACACACACAAAAGAACCAACAGUGAAGAGGAUCCCUAUGGACGUAACCAACAUGAUAAAGUUUGGGUCUGAUUCAUCUUUAAAAUUACAGAAAAGAACUCAUUUGGAAAUACAACUUUAUGAAGAUAAUCAAAGUGAUAACGCCUUUGCAACCCAUAGUCUUUAUCAAGUCCCUAGAUCGCAUACUAAAGAGAAAAGCUAUGGAUAUGAUCAAUGUGGUAAAACCUUUGUCUGUCCCAUUUGUCUUCAAAUACAUGAAAGAAUUAAUUUUGAGAAACCCUUUGAAUGUAAUCAAUGUAGUAAAGCUUUUGCAUAUAAAAGUCAUCUUCACAGGCAUGAAAAGAUUCAUACUGGAGAGAAACCCUAUGGAUGUAAUCACUGUGGUAAAACUUUUGCAUGUAACAGUUAUCUUCAAAUGCAUGAAAGAAGUCAUACUGGAGAGAAACCGUAUGAAUGUCAUCAAUGUGGUAAAGCCUUUUCACGUAACAGUCAUCUUCAACGGCAUGAAAGAAGUCAUACUGGAGAGAAACCAUAUGGGUGUAAUAAAUGUGGUAAAGCUUUUGGGUGCAACAGUAAUCUUCAAAGGCAUGAAAGAAGUCAUACUGGAGAGAAACCCAAUGGACAUAAACAAUGUGGUAAAGCCUUUGUACAGAAGAGUAAUCUUCAUAGUCAUGAAAGAAGUCUUACCGGACAAAAGCCCUGUGAAUAUAAUCAAAGUGGUAAAGCGUUUGCACAGAAUAGUCAUCUUUUCCAUCAUGAAAUAAACUGUACUCGAGAAAAAUCCUAUGGAUGUAGUCUAUGUGGUAAAGCCUUUGGACGUAACAGUAAUCUUCAAAGGCAUGAAAGAAGUCAUACUGGAUAGAAACCUUAUGAAUGUCAUCAAUGUGGCAAAGCAUUUUCACAGAACAGUCAUCUUCAAUGGCAUGAAAGAAGUCAUACUGGAGAAUGCAAUCAAUGUUUUAAAGCUUUUGCAUGCAAAAGUGACCUUCACAGGCAUGAAAGAAGACAUACUGGAGAGAAACACUAUGGAUGUAAGCAAUGUGGUAAGGUCUUUUUACAGAAUAGUCAUCUUCAUAGGCAUGAAAGAAGUCAUACUGUACAAAAAGCUUAUGAAUGUAAUCAGUGUGAUAAAGCCUUCACAUGUUGUAGCAACUUUCAAAAGCAUGAUAGAACUCACAUUGGUAAAAAGCAUGAACCUAAUGUGUGAGGUAAAGCCUUGCAUUCCACAUACAUUUUUCCCAUUGAGCUAUCUCUUUGGGGCUUGAGGAAGAUUAGUAGAAA
Molecule: messenger RNA, 1817 nt
Organism: Grammomys surdaster
Lineage: Eukaryota; Metazoa; Chordata; Mammalia; Rodentia; Muridae
Product: zinc finger protein 878-like
Biological process (GO): regulation of DNA-templated transcription
Source: RefSeq, a predicted model, not a curated record